AUGUCUAAACCCAUCUCUCAACAUAAUCUCUCCCAUCCUCCACCCGCCAAUAAAUCGCAAAAGCAAAUGACCAAAGCCGAACGAAGGGAAAUGCAGGAAGCUCAGCGAGCAGCAAAAGCGGCGAAGACUGCUGCCGGCGGAGGAAGCCAGCAGGGAGGUGGAGGGAAGACUACAGGGGUAAAACAGGCACAACAACAACUAUCAAAUUCCAGUACAGCGCAGCAGAAGAAGGGUGGUAGGGGAGAGGGUGUAGGAUCUACGAAGGGUGGCGUAGUUGUUACGGCCGCCACAACUGGUAAAAUUGGGAAGGGAGAGUCUUCAAAGGCAGCGGCAGCUGGGUCGGAAAUCGCUAUAGGGCGCUCGCGCGGUCUACGGAUCUUUUCACACUUUGCGCUUCAAAAGACUCAGUCGCAUGUGCCAAAAGGCGAUAUACAUCCUGCCAUCGCGAGACUCGGCCUCAAGUUCGCGGAGUUUAAGAUUUGUGGCGCAAAUGCAAGGUGUAUAGCGACGCUCUCUGCCUUCAAAGAGGUCGUACAAGACUACGUUACGCCACAAAACAACACACUCUCGCGGCAUCUCAUGACGCAUUUGUCUGCACAAAUCAGUCAUCUAGUUUCUGCUCGACCUAUGUCGGUCACUAUGGGCAAUGCUAUCCGACAACUGAAGUUAGAGAUCAGCGGGUCGGACAUAGACCUUCCAGAGCAAGAUGCUAAAGACGAAAUUUGCCUAUGGAUCGACAACUACAUCAGGGAUCGAAUCAUUAUCGCAGAUCAAGUAAUCCAGGAAACUGCUGUGAAGAAAAUCCACAACGGAGAUGUUAUAUUAACUUACGCACGCUCAUCAGUUGUUGAGAAAGUGCUCCUGGAAGCUUGGUCGGAGGGAACGCAGUUCUCUGUCGUCGUGGUCGAUUCAAGACCUAUGCUGGAAGGCAAACGUCUACUAUCGGUACUCGCUUCUGCUGGCCUUCCUUGCUCUUAUGUUCUCCUUCCCUCGCUGGGCUCCAUCAUCACGGAAGUUUCCACGGUAUUCGUCGGUGCGCAUUCAAUAAAUUCAAACGGAGCCGUGUACUCGCGAGCCGGGACCGCGCUGGUCGCUAUGAUGGCCAAACAACACUCCGUCCCGGUCGUUGUGUGCUGCGAGACGUACAAAUUCAGUGAGGGUGUGCAAUUGGACAGUUUCACGAAGAACGAGCUUGCUCCAGUUAGCGACAUCUUUUCCUCUUUUCCCCUUAACAAAUCGCCCGAGGCCCUCGUCCUUCACAACAGGCCGAACCUUGAAAUUCUCAACCCACUAUACGACCUCACCCCACCCUCAAGUAUCACCGCUGUUGUUACCGAAGUCGGCGUCAUUCCCCCGGAUUCUAUCAGCAGCAUACCCCUCGCACUCGGCCGUCAGAGCAUCUGA
Messenger RNA from Stereum hirsutum FP-91666 SS1, 1404 nucleotides. Its product is annotated as IF-2B-domain-containing protein. Lineage: Eukaryota; Fungi; Basidiomycota; Agaricomycetes; Russulales; Stereaceae. Bases 1 to 1404 code for a protein of 467 amino acids. The record is from RefSeq and is a predicted model, not a curated record. The transcript has 6 exons.